CCAUCUAACACUUUUCUUUUUCCAUUUUGUUGACCACCCACAAUUUAGUUCCUUGUUUGGUAUGUUACUCAUAUAUUUUGCUAACAAUUUCUUUUUAUUUCUUGUAAAAGAACAAACAAAAUUCUCUUAGUUUUUUCAUCCAUGAAAUUUCAUCUUCAAUAAGUAUAACCAAGAAGGUUAACUGGGUAAGAAGGAGACGACAACGACGACAACAAAGAAGAGGAGGAGGAAGAAGAAGUAAAAUUGAGAUAUUUGAUUGAUCAUGGUAGAAGAAGAUUAUGAAAAACUGGUUUAUCAUAGUUGCAUGAUUCCUCUAUCAUUUAUCAUCUUGCUUAUAUUUUCAGGCACAAUCAACAAGGCAGAUGCUCAGACAGAGGGAACAACAGAGAGGGACAGAGAUAUUUUGCUGAGUCUGAAGUCAUUUUUGGAAGAACAUAACAAGAUGAACAGAGGGAAAUACACCCAGUGGAAUCAGCUCAGUUCAGACUAUUGUAAUUGGUCUGGUAUUGCCUGUGACCCGAUCACUCGUCGAGUUACCGGAAUCGAUCUCUCGAAGAGCAGCCUUAAUGGGGAGAUAUCAGGGAAUUUUUCAGGAUUGUCAGACCUCAGUUCUGUUGACUUGUCUGGGAAUACCUUAAGUGUGAUUCCUAGUGAUUUGAGUGGGUGUAGAAGUCUUAAGUACCUUAAUUUGUCACAUAAUACACUUAAAGGGGAGCUGAAUUUAACUGGGUUGAGUAGUUUGGAGGUGUUGGAUUUAUCAUUGAACAAAAUAGAAGGUGAAAUUCGGCCUAGUUUCCCUGCAAUGUGCAGCAAUUUGAGGGUGUUGAACAUCUCUUCAAAUAACUUUACAGGGUCUGUUGAUGGGUGUUUUGAUGGGUGCACAAAGUUGGAGUAUGUUGAUCUUAGUGCUAAUAUCUUUACUGGGCAAGUAUGGCCUGGUUUUGCAAGAGUGAAGUCGUUCGACGUUGCGGAAAACAACUUUACUGGAAUGAUUUCACCCUGGUUGUUUGAUGGAAAUUGCAGUUUGGAGACUUUUGACUUGUCAGAAAAUAAUUUUACUGGAGAUUUUCCUGGUGAAAUUUCCAACUGUAAAAACCUGUCUACCUUGAUCUUAGGUGGGAAUAAUUUCAGUGGGAGUGUUCCUGACACUCUUGGGUCGCUUUCGAGUCUACGAGUACUGAUUCUUGGAGGGAAUAACUUCACAAAUCAGAUACCAGAAUCACUACUUCAGUGCAGGAAUCUGAGGUUUCUGGAUCUUAGCAGGAACAAUCUCGGCAGUGAGGUACCGCCUAUUCUUGGAAGAUUUACACAGCUGCAAGUUCUGGUUCUGCAUGCUAAUUCCUUCAGUGGAGGGUUGAAUUCUUCUGGGAUUUUAAGAUUGCCUAACAUUCAAAGAUUAGAUCUCAGCUACAAUAACUUUUCUGGUCAUCUUCCAAUUGAGGUUUCCAAUAUGGGUAAUUUGCAGUUCCUAGAUUUUGCACAUAACAAUUUUUUGGGUAAAAUUCCUUCAGAAUAUGGCAGUCUUAAUCAGCUUCUAGCCCUUGAUAUCUCCUUUAACAGAUUGACAGGUUCAAUCCCACCAAGUUUGGGGAAGUUAACUUCUCUUCUUUGGCUUAUGCUCGCGAACAAUUCCUUAACAGGUGAAAUCCCACCUCAGUUGGGAAACUGCCGCAGUUUGUUAUGGUUGAAUUUAGCUAAUAACAAACUUUAUGGAAGACUCCCAAAUGAACUGACAAACAUUGGGAACAACCCUAUGCCUACGUUCCUGUCAAAUAGGCGAGGGAAACUUGUUCCAGGUUCAGGGGAGUGUUUGGCAAUGAAGAGAUGGAUACCUGAAAACUACCCUCCUUUUAGUUUUGUGUAUAGUUUGCUUACCAGAAAGAGUUGUAGAAGUAUAUGGGAUAGGAUACUAAAAGGGUAUGGUCUUUUCCCAAUUUGCAUGCCUGGUUCAAAAGUUCAGACAUUACAGAUUUCGGGUUAUCUUCAGCUGACAGGGAAUCGAUUUUCUGGUGAAUUACCUCCUGAUAUUGGUAGGAUGAAGAAUUUUAGCAUGCUGCAUUUUGCUGAUAAUAACUUCAAUGGUUCCUUACCCUCCAACAUUGAGAAAAUGUCCCUUGUUUUCCUAAAUGUAUCAAGGAACAAUUUCUCAGGCACAAUUCCUAUGCAGAUUGGAAACCUCAAGUGUUUGCAGGAUCUUGAUUUGUCAUUGAACAACUUCUCAGGUAUUUUUCCAACGAGCUUAAACGACUUGGGUGAGCUUAAUAAGUUCAAUGUUUCGUUCAACCCAUUCAUUUCCGGUGUUAUCCCAUCUACGGGGCAACUAGCAACAUUCGAGAACAACUCUUACCUCGGUGACCCUCUAUUAGUCCUUCCAUCUUUUAUCAACAACUCCACAAGCUCAUCCAAGAAUAACGAACGAUCACACAAGAUGGUUAGAUCAGUUGCAAAGAUAGCAACUUCUUUAGUCAUUGCAAUAAUGAUUCUUGUGUUGUUAAUUUGUGGUUUGCUCUCAGUAUUAGUCUUCAACUUGGUUAAAUCCCCGUCAGAAAACACAUCGGUAUAUCUUUUAAAAGACACAAAAUCGCGGCAUGAAAGUUCUUCUUGCACAAGCAGCUCUUCUUCACCAUGGAUGUCAGAUGCCAUCAAAGUCAUUAGGCUCGACAAAACAGAAUUCACACACUCUGAUAUCCUGAAAGCAACUGGUAACUUUUCAGAAGAUAGAGAGAUUGGAAGAGGAGGGUACGCGACAGUUUAUAAAGGAGUUUUCGCAGAUGGAAGAGUAGUAGCAGUGAAGAAGUUACAGAGAGGAGGCAUUGAAGGGGAACGAGAAUUCCGAGCAGAAAUGGAAGUCCUUACGCAACACGGUGUAAACUGGCCUCACCCAAACCUUGUCAACCUCUAUGGGUGGUGUCUUGAUAAAGCUGAUAAACUGCUGGUGUAUGAGUAUAUGGAAGGGGGGACACUAGAGGAUAUCAUCACAGACAGAACAAGGCUAACAUGGAAAAGACGAGUUGAGAUAGCAAUCGAUGUUACUCGUGCCUUAGUCUUCCUCCACCACGAGUGCUACCCUUCGAUAGUCCAUCGGGAUGUGAAAGCAAGUAAUGUGUUGUUAGACAGAAAUGGAAAAGCUCGAGUAACAGAUUUUGGCCUAGCAAGAAUGGUUGAUGCAGGGGAGACACAUGUCACAACCACAGUGGCUGGGACUGUAGGGUAUGUUGCACCUGAAUACAGUCAAACAUGGCAAGCAACAACUAAAGGCGAUGUGUAUAGCUUCGGGGUUUUAGCCAUGGAGCUUGCAACAGGGAGGAGAGCGGUGGUUGAUGGGGAGGAGGAGUGUUUGUUAGAGUGGGCAAGGAGGGUUCUUGGGAAAAAUGAACGGCUAGGAUUAGAUCAUUCGACGAUUCCAGGACUCGUUGUAGGACCGGGGAAAAAACAAGGGGCAUCAGAGAUGGGUGAACUGUUAGGCAUAGGAAUCAAAUGCACUGCAGAAGUACCUCAAGCGCGGCCUAAUAUGAAGGAGGUUCUGUCAAUGUUGGUUAAAAUCUUAGGUUAUAAAGGAGAUAUAUGUAAGGAUUUAGAUUAUGUUUCUGUAGUUUGUGAUGUAUAGGACUUCAGUUUUGAUUUUUAGAAACUGUCCAUAAUUUUCGGUUUUACUGUCAGAUUAGAUCACAUACAUACUUGAGGUAGACAUAGGAGCACCUGUAAUCAUUCUUCUUGUACAAAUUUUAUUCAUUGAUUUCAAGAAUAACACUAAUAAACUGGAAGAUUUUUUGA
Messenger RNA from Spinacia oleracea (spinach), 3774 nucleotides. Its product is annotated as probable LRR receptor-like serine/threonine-protein kinase At1g74360. Gene Ontology annotation, molecular function: ATP binding; protein kinase activity; receptor serine/threonine kinase binding. Lineage: Eukaryota; Viridiplantae; Streptophyta; Magnoliopsida; Caryophyllales; Amaranthaceae. The coding region runs from base 263 to 3607 and encodes 1114 amino acids. The transcript has 2 exons. Gene Ontology annotation, biological process: protein phosphorylation. The record is from RefSeq and is a predicted model, not a curated record.